UGUAGAGGAGGGCGCCCCAACACGGCCCGGGCCGCUUCGAAAGCGCCCCGCAACCGAUGCUGUUGCACCCCAUGCCAAGAGGCAAGAGCGCUCACAAGAGGACGAGGAUACAAUCGCUCUUUGAACUGUCACAUGUUGGGUAAUAUGACAUGCGGGGUGAUCUUGAUAGCUUUCUCCUUACUCCAUCCAGGUCUUAUGGACCGGCACCCAGCUCUUAAGUCAAUCCAAUGCCAAACCAGAACAGAGGAAUCUUCACAGUUCAAGCCACCAUAUAUUGACCAGGUGUGCGCCCCAGGCAGAGCCGCCCAUCGCAGCAUAGACGAUGAAAGUCAAAGAUGUCGUAUGACAUUCAAAAUAGAAGCCUGUUGA
This is a messenger RNA of Rasamsonia emersonii CBS 393.64, 369 nucleotides long. RefSeq lists its product as uncharacterized. The record is from RefSeq and is a predicted model, not a curated record. The annotation marks the transcript as partial. NCBI's taxonomy places the organism in Eukaryota, Fungi, Ascomycota, Eurotiomycetes, Eurotiales, Trichocomaceae. The transcript has a single exon.